Messenger RNA from Amphiprion ocellaris (clown anemonefish), 4543 nucleotides. Its product is annotated as transmembrane protein 87A-like. Bases 33 to 1688 code for a protein of 551 amino acids. The record is from RefSeq and is a predicted model, not a curated record. Gene Ontology annotation, biological process: retrograde transport, endosome to Golgi. Lineage: Eukaryota; Metazoa; Chordata; Actinopteri; Pomacentridae. The transcript has 20 exons. Gene Ontology annotation, cellular component: Golgi apparatus; Golgi cisterna membrane.
CGGAUCCUGCUGUGACCGGAGUAGACGCACAGAUGAAGAUGACAGAUGCUCCGGCGCAUCCGUUAUUAUGUUCGCUGCUUUUCUCUCUAGUUCUCCGUCCCGGGACAGCGGCAGAGGUCUCCGUAUGGAGCGUGGACAUCAACUCGACACAAGAUGCAGUGUUUCGAAAGACGCUGUACGCCAACACCACCAUCUACAUGAACUUCCAGGGUGACCCAACGUCAUGCGACAGAACCUUGGCCUUCAACAUCAGCUGGUACCUGCGAUCAUCCGUUUGCUAUAAUGAAGUCUUUAACACACCAGACAACAAGGCGAGGAACAUGUUUGGUAUGGACCACAUGUUGAAAGACGGCUGGAGCGGCUUCUACAGUCAAGGAUACAUGUUCUUUGAAAACUGCUCCUCCCUUUUUGCACCGAAGGCUUAUUAUACAGACUUCAACCCUUAUCAGCCGCUUUCCAGCCCAAAGAGUGACCCAUCGAAUCAGAGCCUCACGUGGCCCGACAAGCCAGAUCAGAGUGCAGUGGCCAAAGCCUGGGAGGACAGUCCAUAUCUGUUCAUCGUGAAGGUUCAGUGUUUGUUUCGUAGCCCUGAGGAUGAAGACAUCGGAGCAGAGCAGCUCAACUUUGCUUUUACAAUGAAAGUGGAGAUGAAAGGCCCACAUGACUACUCGUCUCCAGCAGACUGGCCCCAGAUGAUGUUCUUCAUGGUCAUGUGUAUCGUGUACGUUCUGUUCGGGGCUCUCUGGCUCUUCUGGUGCGCCUGUUACUGGAGGGACCUGCUUCGGAUCCAGUUCUGGAUCGGAGCCGUCAUCAUCCUCGGCAUGCUGGAGAAAGCGGUUUUCUACUCUGAAUACCAGAGCAUCCGCUACAAAGGAGACUACGUUCUGGGUGCUGUGAUUUUCGCUGAGCUGCUCUCUGCACUCAAAAGAUCUUUAGCUCGAAUCCUCGUCCUCAUCGUCAGCCUCGGCUACGGAAUAGUCAAGCCCAGGUUGGGUACCACAGUUCAUCGGCUGGUAGCUGUUGGGCUCCUUUACCUUCUUUUCUCCUCAGUGGAAGGAGUCCUGAGAGUCACAGGCGGUUUCUAUGGGACGGUUGCUCUGGUGGCGAAUCUCAGCCUCUCCCUCAUCGACUCCUGCGUCAUGUGGUGGAUUUUCAUCAGCUUGUCUCAAACCACUCGUCUCCUGAAGCUCCGCAGAAAUGUGGUGAAGCUCUCGUUAUAUCAGCACUUCACCAACACGCUCAUCUUCUCUGUUGUCGCUUCCAUCAUCUUCAUCAUCUGGACCACCAAAGUCUUCAAGCUGGUCGACUGCCAGAGGGGUUGGCGGGACUUGUGGGUAGACGAUGCCUUCUGGCGUCUCCUGUUUUCCACCAUUCUGCUGGUCAUCAUGGUGCUGCUGAGGCCUUCUGCCAACAGCCAGAGGUUCUCCCACUCGCCUCUGAUCGAUGAAGAUGAUGAAGAAGAUGAAGCCAAGGAGCCCAUGUUGAAUGAAGCUUUUGAAGGAAUGAAGAUGAGAGGCUCGAAACCUGACACGAACGGCUCCCAGAAAUUAUUGUCUAAAGAGGAUGAAGACCUUAAAUGGGUCGAGGAGAACAUUCCUACAACCGUUGCUGAUGUAGCUCUCCCUGUCAUGCUCGACGAGGAAGAGGAAAUCCUGAAAACCAAGAUGGAGCGAUCCAAAAUGGAGUGAAUGCGAGAAGGUGACGUGAGACCGAACAGAAAGUAAUUUCACUGAGGCAGCAACGAAUGCGUUCUGAGUGAUCUGAUUACCAAAAAAAUGUGGGAAAAGCCAACAGUUAUCUCCAGACACUUUAUGUUUUUUUCUUUUUUUUUAAUUAAUAUUUUUUAAAAUUUUAUUUCACACGUAUUGUGUAACACUAUAAUAAGCUGAAAGAAGCAAGACUAGUGUGUUCUAUUGGACGGGUUGACUGUUGAUGUCGAGGUCAGUGUUCUGGGACUGAGGUGAAACUGAAGCGAUUACACAGAAGAGCAUUUUUAUAAAUAUUUUAUUUGUUUAAAUGAACUUUAUCCACUCUCACCAAAAUCAAACGGAAGCAGGGCCUGUUACAUUCAUUUGCCCACGUGGAAAAUAGAUCGCUUAUCUAAUUCCUGUACUAAUACAAUAUUUAACGUGGUUUGUUGACCACUGGUUAGACUUUAAAAAAACAUUUGUGGUAGAUUCUACAGAAGUGACACCUGAUGGGUCGAAUUUGUAGGAAUGUAAGGUCAGAUUUAAACUUGAGUCAAGUACUAAAUGAUGCUUGGCAGCCCAGAUAUCCGCUGAUAGUACAAAUUAAGAAAGGAACACGUGCUGAAAACACCAAUAUAUUGUGCAUUAUUGGAUUUAUUUUUAAGCCAACACAGCAAAGCCCUCUCUGGUUGUUUAUUAAACCCCUAAAAACUGACCUCUGUGUAUUAAAGUUACAUAUUUAGAAGUUUUUCCAGUUGUUGCUGCUGCUCGAGCACACCAGCUCACCUUUGAUUCUGCUCAAACACUGUAAAACUACUCUACACUACAAAAUGGCAAGUUGUAAAACUGGAGCAAUUUAGCCACAUAUGUUCGAACCUGCAACCAAUUCUGAAGAUAAUGAUAGUCCCACCCUAGAAGCUGACAGAAUUGGUUCUUUAGAUCUUUAGGUUUGUUAAGUAUGAAACUCUAAAAGUCUGAAUCUGUGUUUAUGCUGCAGUUGGAAGGAAGAAAAGCUCAGCCUUGAUGUUGACUGCUGAUUUUCGCUCAUCAUGUGUCUUCUAACAUAUAAAAAACCUCAUGUGGACAUGUUACCUAGGUUGAAAACUUGAUUUUCAGUAGUGUGGGACACUGGAUUAUCUCCUGAAAUGUGCUGUUCCAUGUACAGUAUACAGCAGAAGUGAGUACACGCUUGUGCAAUAUCGCUUAAAUGUCAAAUGACUGAAAAUUGUGUCACUCUACAGUAAUUGCAUUCUUUCUAAGUUGGGUUUCUGUAGCCCUUUCUAUCUUUAAGAAAUCUAGCAUUCAGGUUCUUCAGUUCAUCUAGAAUUUUUUUUUUUCCCAUGUGGAGCCAUGAUGUCCUCAUGCAGAUAGACACAGCAUGAAGGAACAAAGCUGAGAAAGUUCUGGUGACAGGUCGUUUAACAACCAAGUUACACUAACUGGAAAUCACACAUGAAGUUUUCUAACUCGUGUGUCCUACUUUGGAUCCAGUAUUUUCAGUAUAGUUUUUUUUUAUUUUCGAUCGUCCAUAAGAGAAAAAUACUUGUCAGCUUAAAAAUAGUGCAAUUACUAAGAGACGAUACAACUCUGGAAUCAUUUCACUACUAAGUGACUCACUUCCUGUCACAUACUGUGUGUGAAAAGUGUUGUUUUCAACAUGUGUUUUAUUGUGUUGCAUAAAUUGGUCAUCUAAUGAUUUCAUAUUUAAAUGAGCAGCUGUGUCAUAUGAUUAACCAUUUAGCCAGAUAGACGAAGGAAAAUGUUGUAAUGCUUAUGCGUAGCCAUUUUCGGCGUUUGUUUCUUGUAGCUAAACCAACAAAUAGUGUUCGUGUGUUUUAUUUUUAACACAUAAUUACCACUUUGUUGUCUGGCUAACUGAGUAAUCCUGAGUAUAGAAAUAAAUAAGCUGCUGUUACUAUACAGCACGUCUUCAGUGAAUAUCGAUACUUGAAGCAUUUGUUGGGAAAUCGUGCUACAUCUCUGUAUUUUGGGGGGAAACUGUAAUUUUUUUGGGAGAAUGUAAUGAUGCUCUUGGUUAUGGAGCUCUUAAAGCCAAGUAUAUAUAUACAGUCAUAACAGUGGAUCAGUAGUGUCCGUUUUGUCGACACGAGCCAGAUCACUCCUCUGGGAUACCAUCUUUUCACAGAAGCUAAAAAUGUGACUCCAGAAUUGGUGAUUUACUGGAAAAAUAAGACUUUAUGGUCCUCAGUUAAAGGGGGAAAUGUGUGAUCUUUGUUAAAGCUAAUUCUAGACCCAUUUCCAAGCAUAAUUGUCUAAAGUUUAGGCUGUUUAUUUUCACAUUUAGAAGCCGUGACACUUGGUAGCUAUUCACAAAAAGGUCCACUUCACCAAAAUAUAAGCUUUUUUAGCCACUGGAUAACAGAAUCUAUCGAUAAGCUGCAGUAAUUUAGAUUUAAUUAUACAUGUGAUUUACUGCAUGUAUGUAAUCCCUCUUCACUCCCCCUCCACUAACUGGAUCAGAGCUCUAUUGAGAAGCACAGGGUAGUUUUCAAAAAGUACUGUAAAUGAUAAAUCACUGCACCAUAAUUACAGAUUCCUUUGAACCUUUCCCGAUCACACUGCAAAGUUGUCUUGCCUUACGUGGCAGAAUUGUAUCCUCAUCCUUGUGCAAUCUACUGCAGUAUGUGUGGAUAUUCUAAAAUCCUUAAUUUAUGUUUUUUUGUUCAUUUGUUUUGGUUUGUUUUUUUGCAUUCGUCCAGGUCUUGACAAUAUUUUAUUUCAGAGAGACACUGAAGCCCUAUUUCUGGAUUUGAAUCUGCAUUGUAUUGUGAAGCUGAUGAUAUUGUAUGGCUUUUUGCGUAUGUCCGGCAAAUAAAAAUUUAUAUUGAACUACG